AUGGCAUCACCAAAUCGGUCCAAAGAGCGCAAAUGCCGCGCAGAAUUCGAAGAAACCCUGACCCUGCGCUACAUGGCCACACCUCUAUCACCCGUCGUCAAUAUUGAAACCGGCCACCCUCACCUCGAAUUUCCACGAAACCACCUAGCUUUCCACCUACUCACCUCCGAUCAGCUCGACCGCUUGGCUCGAUACUAUCAUCAAGUCUGGCCCCCUCUCCCGGCGACCCUAACCUAUCCAUCCGAGAUUCGGGCGUGGGUGGGUGCUCCCGACGAAGCAAAUAUCGAUAUCGCUACCAAACGUCAACGAUUUGGGCACUUCAUCGGGAUGUGGCCGUACAUCCAUCCUGUGAAUAGUGGACUGCCGCAGCCUUACUCAGACUGCCCAGAGGAAUUCGCAGUGCCCACUAGUACACAUAUUGAGGAUUGCGAGGCUAGCACUGGAGAUCAAAACGACAUUGGCGGUGAGAAUGUCGAGGGGGAUCAAGAGACGACUGACAACGGGGAGAUCUCUGCCACCGUCGAGGGUCUUCUGGAGUGGAUGGCUCGCGAGUGGGAGGUGGCGCUUCGUGAAGCGCGAGGUGAAAGUGAUGGUCUAUCUCGCAAGCACUGA
Messenger RNA from Penicillium brasilianum, 612 nucleotides. The record is from the annotation of a GenBank genome assembly. NCBI's taxonomy places the organism in Eukaryota, Fungi, Ascomycota, Eurotiomycetes, Eurotiales, Aspergillaceae.